GUGAACGCACCCAUUGGCUAAAUUGUCAGAUUCUGCAUAGAAUCUGCGCAGAAUGAUCUCUGUGAAUGCACCCUAUCAUAGCCGCACGGGGUGUACUCUCUUUAAAUCGUAGCGCUGCUUGAUUGUAUUACUAUAACAGUUCAGCUUCUAAAUAGUCUGGUUCUGAGUAGAUUAUUGCAUUGAUGGAUGAUUCCAAUGUUAGAACGUAUGCAGAUAGCCUUGAUGAUCCUCCAAACAGUCGGUUGUUCUUAGUGACAAGUAAGUCCACUACUGACGAGGUAAUUCGGGAGCAUUUUUCAGUUUUUGGGGAGAUUCAAGACAUCUGGGUGGUAAAAGACAAACACACUAAAGAGUCGAAAGGAGUUGCCUUCGUUAAAUUUGCCAAAUCAUCGCAGGCAUGCAAAGCUAUGGAAGACAUGCACGGGAAAUGUCUUGCAGAAGGAACAAAACCAAUUAAGGUGUUCAUUGCCCAGUCCAGAUCCUCUGGGAGUCAUCGAGAUGUUGAAGAUGAAGAGCUGACCAGGAUCUUUAUUAUGAUUCCCAAAACAUUUACAGAAGAGGAUUUAAAGGAAAAGUUCAAGGAAUAUGGCGACAUUGAGUAUUGCAUUGUUAUAAGGAAUAAGACCACAGGAGAAAGUAAAGGUUUGGGCUAUGUGAGAUACUUGAAGCCUUCCCAAGCAGCCAUGGCUAUUGAAAACUGUGACAGAAAUUACAGAGCAAUACUUGCAGAACCCAAAAACAGAACUUCUGCAUCCUGUGAAAAUGAUUAUUUCAGUACUCCAAGAUUUGAUCACAUGAGCCACGAUCCUGGAAUGAAUUCAUAUCCAUUUGCUGAAGCCGGUAAUUUUGGAGUGAAUGAGAUUCGAGGCAGUGACUCGAUCACUAAAUGUCUGUUGGUCUCUUCCCGAGCCAGUCUGUCACAGGAACAGAUGUUUAAUCUUUUUGACCUCAUUCCUGGUCUGGAUAAUUGUGAAAUGCAGAGAGAUCCUUAUGGAUAUAAUAAAGGUCAAGCUUUGGUUCGGUAUAAUAAUGUGGGAUCAGCAGUAUAUGCAAAAGAAAAACUGCACGGUUUUGAAUACCCUCCUGGAAAUAGGCUGGUUCUUACCUACAUAGAGGAUGGAGAAGAAAAGUCAAGUCCUGUUGGAAUGAUGGCUUUGCAGCUGGUUACCGCUCAGAUGAUGUCCAUGGUUUGGAGUAGUCCAGUUGGUCAGCAAUUAAUGAAACCAAACUCUGGGUACUCUUCUGGAAGCAACACUCAGAUGAAUCGCUUGCAGACAGAUGUCUCCUUGCCUCCACACAGAAAACUGGCUCCAGCUGAUAGCAGAGUCAAGGAGAGGCUUUUUAUCGUCUUUAAUCCAGCUCCUUUGUCUGUAGAUGUUUUGGAGGAUGUUUUCUGUCGAUUUGGAUCCCUCAUAGAAGUGUACAUUGUGCAGGGGCGCAAUGUUGGAUACAUUAAAUUUGCAGACAGAAAGAGUGCCAAUGAGGCCAUGAUAACUUUGCACGGUAAAGUGAUAAAUGGAGUCAAACUCAAAGUGAUGCUUGCCGAUCCACCCAAAGAAGAAUCUCAUAAGCGACAGAGAACAUAUUAGAUCUCAAUGAAUCUGUAUUGAAAUGAGUUAAAUGACAUGACCCUCAGCAUGACUGGUAGAAAUGGUGACUGAGCCUGAUUUACGACCGACAGUGACUACCUUUUUGGUGACAUUGGUACUAACUGUAUACUUUUUUUUUUUUGUUUGUUUGUUUUUUUAAACUGUUGGAGCUAAAAAAAGUAUUUUGACAGAAAUCAAAAGAUAAUGGAUCAAGUGACUGUGUACACUAGAUGUUAAAUAGUUUUAUCUUGGAUUAAGUUGGAAUAAAACAUUUUUUUGUUCA
Molecule: messenger RNA, 1872 nt
Organism: Acipenser ruthenus (sterlet)
Lineage: Eukaryota; Metazoa; Chordata; Actinopteri; Acipenseriformes; Acipenseridae
Product: RNA-binding protein 45-like
Exons: 10
Coding region: 183-1589 (468 amino acids)
Molecular function (GO): RNA binding
Source: RefSeq, a predicted model, not a curated record